Molecule: messenger RNA, 1638 nt
Organism: Metarhizium acridum CQMa 102
Lineage: Eukaryota; Fungi; Ascomycota; Sordariomycetes; Hypocreales; Clavicipitaceae
Biological process (GO): transmembrane transport; carbohydrate transport
Cellular component (GO): membrane
Molecular function (GO): carbohydrate:proton symporter activity
Source: RefSeq, a predicted model, not a curated record
AUGGUGAAGAAAUUCUUGGGCUUCUCCGGCCAUGCCCUUAACUGGGCCAUUGGAGCAGUAGCAGGAUGUGACUUCCUCCUUUUUGGUUAUGACCAAGGUGUUAUGGGUGGCAUUCUCACACUUCCUAUCUUCCUUGAACAGUUCCCAGAUAUCAACGACACUGAAAAUGGUCUGACAGACGCCCAAAAGUCUAAUAGAUCAACUUACCAAGGCAUCGCUGUCGCUUCAUACAACCUGGGCUGUUUUAUUGGCGCAGUCAUCACCAUCUUCAUCGGCAAUCCUCUUGGUCGCAGACGUAUGAUCUUCCUUGGUACUGCCAUCAUGGUUGUUGGAGCGGCUCUUCAAGCCUCUGCUUUCACUCUCGAGCAUUUCAUCAUUGGACGCAUCAUCACUGGGCUGGGCAAUGGUGGAAACACUUCCACCGUGCCCAUGUGGCAAUCCGAGACUUGUUCAGCUCAUAAACGUGGCAAACUUGUCAUGAUUGAAGGUGCACUGAUCACUGGAGGUAUCAUGAUCUCGUACUGGGUGGACCUUGGCUUGUCCUUUGCGCCCGGCUCUGUCGCUUGGCGUUUUCCCCUGGCCUUCCAGAUUGUCUUCUGUCUUUUCAUUCUGGCAUUUGUACUUGGGUUACCCGAGUCUCCUCGGUGGCUCAUCCUCAAGGGUCGCGACGCCGAGGCUCGAGAAGUCAUUGCCGCCAUUGCUGAGGUUGAAACCGACGACAAAUAUGUUGAGAACGAAUUUCGCGCCAUCAAGGAAACUGUUGCAGAGAUGAGCAAGGGUAGCUUCGCCGAUUGCUUCGCUCGCGACAAUAACCGCACUCUGCACCGUACCAUUAUCGCCUAUGUCAAUCAGAUGUUCCAGCAGAUUUCAGGUAUCAACCUCAUUACGUAUUAUGCCGCUACUAUCUACCGUCGUCUCGGUAUGAGUCCAUUCUCAUCUCGUCUCCUCGCUGCUUUAAACGGCACCGAGUACUUCAUUGCAUCGUGGCCGGCUGUGUUUCUCGUCGAACGCGUUGGUCGUCGAAAACUUAUGCUGUUCGGUGCUGCUGGUCAGGCCGCCACCAUGGCUAUUCUCGCAGGUGUAGGCUCUCAGGAAAACAAUCACGCCUGCCAAAUUGCAGGUAUCGUGUUCCUUUUUGUUUUCAACACUUUCUUUGCGGUUGGCUGGCUCGGCAUGACUUGGUUAUACCCGGCUGAGAUUACUCCUCUACGUACCCGUGCCCCAGCCAACGCCUUGUCUACUUCUUCCAACUGGAUCUUUAAUUUCAUGGUUGUUAUGAUCACCCCCGUCUCCUUCACCAACAUCAAAUACAACACUUACACCAUCUUCGCCAUCAUCAACGCCAUUAUGGUUCCUUCCGUCUACUUCUUCUUUCCAGAAACUGCGUACCGAUCUCUUGAAGAAAUGGACACUAUUUUCCAGAAAGUUAAGGGUUGGAGGGGUGCCCUUACCGUCGUACACCAAGCCGAAAUUGAGCCUCGUCGCUACGGUAAAAACGGAGAGCUUCUCAUCAGUAUUGAUGAGGCUGACGAGAAGAAUAAGGUGGAGCAUCGCAAUGGCAGUUCUAGCGAAACUAGCACUGAUGUUAAUAACGGCAUGUUUACCAACAACGACGAAGAAACACAGCGCCGCCGUUAG